Gongylonema pulchrum is the source of this 462-nucleotide messenger RNA. The record is from the annotation of a GenBank genome assembly. NCBI's taxonomy places the organism in Eukaryota, Metazoa, Nematoda, Chromadorea, Rhabditida, Gongylonematidae.
AUGAAAAAGCUGUUGAAAAAGCAUACAAAACAGCGCGAAAAGGAGGUAGUCUCCGAUUUCUCUACAAAUGCUCUUUUUGUUUUGCAGUUUGCACAAGUCACUGUUGGGAAAGGAUACUGGGGCGUUCUCCGAGAGGAGACAUGUAUGCGUGACUGGAACAAAGCUUACAGGCCGGAGCUUAGGAUGGGAGGGCGUGACCGAGGUGGAGGAGUGAAUCGCAGUGCGGCAAAGGACGCUGAAGGCAAGCAGAUUAGCUGGGGAAUUGGUGAACUGGAGUGGGAGGCAUGGAUGCGCGUUCUCGACAAUGCAGGCUAUAGAACAGGUCAUUUGUAUCGACAGCCGCUUUUGCGGUCCAGGACGCUUCCGGCAUCAACAAGCAGUUAUAGUGAUGUUGCUGUUCCACCAAGCGCCUCCUCGAUCGGCACUGUGAGGCUUGCCGUUUUUCUGUUGCAUUUAUUUUGA